Messenger RNA from Puccinia triticina, 2667 nucleotides. RefSeq lists its product as uncharacterized. The coding region runs from base 1 to 2667 and encodes 888 amino acids. The record is from RefSeq and is a predicted model, not a curated record. The transcript has 8 exons. Lineage: Eukaryota; Fungi; Basidiomycota; Pucciniomycetes; Pucciniales; Pucciniaceae.
AUGGAAAAUCUGUACUGCUGUAAGGCUCAAAACGUUGCUGCAUUCAAGGCUGGGCUUCUACCCGAAACGCGGGUGAUGGUGCUCUACACCAUGCCUGAGCAACUCCGACGGUCGACCACCAAAACGAUUUGUGGACCAUCAUCAUUUAAACCCAGUGGUCCAAGGCGCUCGUCCGGAGGGAGGGCCGGAAAACUCGGACAUCAUCUUCGAAUCAUUGCGAUUUUACACCCUUCUCGAUUGAAAUCAAACUACCUGCAGUACAUAUUCGGGUCGUACUCCUGGCCAGCGAAACUCCUCAUGACACAACCUCCUCAUAUGCCAGGCGAAACUAAUGAUUUUGCGGACGACGACCAACACUCUGAGAUUUUCGGUCAAGGAAGCGCCUCUCUGUAUGGCGAUUAUCUUACAGCCGUCUUCGGCUCCAAGUUACGUUUUGCCGAGCAGCACAAUACCGGUAGGCCUGACAGGCCAAAUACACUCGACAACCUAUCAUAUUUUCAUCGUUCAGGGCCAUCUGAAACCAAACAGCAAUGUAGGCAGGAUGGUGUUUUUGAAGUAUUGAUAUACGGGCAGCCAGCUCAUCCACCGACUCGAGGAGUUCAUGCCCCGCAAGUUCCCAGCAACCUUCGGUCACUGUCCCAGCAUUCUCCUGUCCAAGUCUCCCAACAAACUUACCUUGGCUCAGACCAUCCAGUUUUUGCUCCUGGUUAUCCUUGGCCGGUUGAGGAACAGAUAGGCAACCCUAUGCAUCCAAUCCAACCGCCACUGGCGCAACGGUCUCAUCAGAAUGAUUAUAAAAACCCGAAGAACUUGAAGAUUUUCACCCCAGUCUCCAAUAAAUUUCUGUCCCAUCAUCCUGUUGAAUCGAGCAAAUUUCUAGGAUUAGGUCCUCAAGAUUCACAAUCUUCUCCAAACCAUACCACCUUUCAACUGCCUAAUAUUGAUUACUUGCGCACAGCUGACCCAAGUCAGGCGCAUCAGGAUUACCCGUUGCUCAGAGGCACAACAGAUAAUAAUAUUAACCCAGACAUGAGCUAUGCUCACUUGUACUCUCCAAAAUGUUACUAUACAAAUGGGCGACCCGCAUAUCCCGCCAGUGGGCCCGAUUCACUAUAUCCUUGUUGUAGUCCAUACCAACGCAAUUUCCCUCUUUCUUCUCCAUAUGUUCCAUCCACCUAUUUUCCACCCCCUUCAAGCACCACGCCACAACAGAGGACGAGUGUGAACGAGGAGGAUUUCUAUCUCCCAAUUUCGCAUGUUUAUGAAUCCGCGAAAGAACCAGAACUGGACCGCCUACUUAACGAGAAGACGGAAUCAAUUCUCAGCGCAGAUCCUUUCUGUAAUAAAAUUGAUGUCGACUAUGGUUAUGGACCUCUGCCUAGCCUCGCCGAUUAUAAAAUCGAUAAAACUAAAUUGGGGUACCAUGAUACCUUUAACCUUGACGAUUUAUACUUACUUGAAAUGGCACUCCGUCUGGACGAACUGCUUACCGACAAAGAGCGGUUGCGCCGUUGGGAUCAAAGACUCGACUGGGAGAAUGCCGACGACAAGACGAAGCUGUGGGGUAGAAUGUCCGACCUUGAGCGAUCACGCAUUGGGAUUGGUGUGGGCAGCUGGUGGACAUAUCGAUUGUUUGGUAUCCCUUUCUGCUCCAGGUAUGGAUACUAUAGGACUUUGAUAGGCCCGGGUGGUGUGUUCUCCAUGCGCUAUGGUGAUUUUCGCAAGGGUGCGAUUGAAGCUCAUUAUCCAUUAAUCGGGACGGUCAAGUCCAGAUUUCCGAUGUUCAGAGAUGGUGGUCUGGGAUUAGGUCGAGCCCUGAGCGCUUGGGUCGACGGCCGUCCUGUGCGUCCACCGUCUCGCAGCGAGAAAUCUGAUGCGAAAUCGAACGAGGCUCAAGAAGACCAGAAUCGAAAUCUGGAACUUCAAAAAAGAUGGUUUCGUGCUCAAUGCAAUCGGUCCAAUCUGAUCAACGCAAUCAUGCAAAUAUCGACUGUCGUUGGGUCACCUCGAAUACCACAAGCUUAUUAUCCCGUUCAUGGCCAUCCACCGCAGCCGCCAUACCUGUACCCAAGAGGGUUUGAGGCUGGAGGAUUUGGUCAUCAGCUGAAUCGAAGCAUCUACGAACAAGUGGCUGGAAACAGUCCCGGUGGUUUUCACAGUGGCUUUCCUACACCAAGCUUCCCGCAUCAAACAUUGAGACCUCAACCCUUGAAGCGAAGUGUAUCAUUCACCUCUCCUGGCAACGGCGGCACCUAUGCGCAAUACUCAAAAAACUACAUUGAUCCAGCAAAUCUUUACAACAUGAGGCCCAUUCCCAACCCCACACUGAACUAUGGAAACUCGAAGGACUCGUCUCAGAACCCUUCGAUUCAGCGGCCAGCUUCCAGAGCAGGGGAAACUCGUCCUGCUUCGACAGGUAAAAGGAAUUCACAACGGCAAGAAACAGAACCUGUAUCCACUCGGAAAGAUUUCCCACCACAAAAUUCACGCCCAGAACCAUCUUCAAAUCGAAACGCAACCGAAUCGGUAUCAACAUCAAUUCCCAACUCAGGGCUACCAAAACCCCCUCAAAUUUACACUUCUCAAAUGAUUGCGGACCGAAUGAAUGCAUCGCAUUCAAGAAUGAGACCGCAGACUCAAUCAGAUGCAACCAACUUAAAAUUAUGA